UGAUGCAGAAGGCUGCCGCAAAACUCAGGUUCAAGUGGGAUGGCUAUGGUCCAAGAAGAAGCCAUGCCACCUUCGCCCGAUCCUGUAACGCAGACUCUUGACACCACUUCUGGCCCUCCUCCGUCAGCGGAGCAGGUUUCGAAGGUCACUAAUCGACACAUGGACACAGCUACCUAUAGAGAUCUGGUCAUCUUUGAGGAGAGAUUGCGGGGUAACAUGCGACGACUUCAGAGGAGAAAGAAGAAGUAUGAAGGUAUGCACGAAGCUUAUAGACAUGAAAUGUGUGAAGUGGAUGCUUACAAGAUAUCUUUUGCAGCCAUAUUGGUACUGUUCGUGGUACUGAUAGCUUACUUUUCAUAUGCUGUGUUUAUCCAUCCUAGUUCGAUCUCAUUAUUAGUAAUCUUCAACAAGAUAUGUUUGUUCGGCGUGGUGAUGCUGGCUUUUCUGUUCUUCUGGAGCGGCAUGUACAGAGAGAAAGUUGUUUAUGCAGCCAAGUUUGUGCCACACUGCAACAAGGCUUUAAGAUCUUUUAAUCUACACUUCAACCGUGAUGAUAACGGUCAACUGUCCUUUUAUAAGAAGAUACCAAAGCAGUUUCAAGAAGGGUUCAACGCUUACAGACAACAUUAUUAUGUACGAAAGAAGGCAAGGAAGGCAGCUAAGGCUGCAGGCGGGCAGAGACAACCUGCAAGUCUCUCCAAUUCUUCUUCCAAGCAACAGCACGGCCAAAAGCAAACAGUCCCUACUGAUAGUACCAAAGCUAAAUCUACAUAACCUACUUUCUCAACAUAUAUUUGUAUAUAGACCGCCCGCCUUGUAAUGUAUACUUCCCUCCAAUCUUCUGAUGUUUUUGAAAUAACCCCAGUGAGCACGCCAACAAAGCGAAUCUAACAUAUGAGCGGCUUUUCUUCAUAUUCAGUUUCGUGUAGCGCAUUAAUCACUUUUGUCCAUACCGUCGUCGCCUGGCUCCCUUUUAUUAGUCCCCAAUGGCAAAAAUAAAUGACGAUCUGUUGAUAUUG
Umbelopsis ramanniana AG is the source of this 1019-nucleotide messenger RNA. RefSeq lists its product as uncharacterized. The record is from RefSeq and is a predicted model, not a curated record. NCBI's taxonomy places the organism in Eukaryota, Fungi, Mucoromycota, Umbelopsidomycetes, Umbelopsidales, Umbelopsidaceae. The transcript has 3 exons. Bases 40 to 774 code for a protein of 244 amino acids. Gene Ontology annotation, cellular component: cytoplasm; Nem1-Spo7 phosphatase complex. Gene Ontology annotation, molecular function: protein phosphatase regulator activity.